Purpureocillium takamizusanense is the source of this 3789-nucleotide messenger RNA. RefSeq lists its product as uncharacterized. The record is from RefSeq and is a predicted model, not a curated record. Lineage: Eukaryota; Fungi; Ascomycota; Sordariomycetes; Hypocreales; Ophiocordycipitaceae. The transcript has 4 exons. The coding region runs from base 1 to 3789 and encodes 1262 amino acids.
AUGACGAUGGGGGAUUACCGGCAAGGCUACGCGGACAACAGAGCCACGGCUGAGACGCCACGCCGCGAGGACAGGGCGGAGAGGCGACGACACGAGCAUAGCCCUGAGGGCUUCACGUACGAAUUUCGAGACGUCGACCUCACGAAUGGCGAGAGGGGGGGCGGUGUGGCCCGGCCGAUGAAGAGGAGGCGCUUCUGCCCGGCGUGGAUUCACGACGGAGACGGCAUCGACGACCAAGGCUGGAAGCCCUUCUCCAUGACGACGCCCGUCCUGCUGUCCCUGGCGCUCCUCUCGCUGCUCGUCGCCGCGGGCAUCGAGACGCUCGCGCAGCGCAGCGCGGCCCGCGGCGGGCUCGCCCUGGCCCCCACGCAGGACGACAUCCCCGCCGCCGCCAUGUUCGCGUACCAGUACGUGCCCAACGUGGCCGCCGCCGUGUACAGCCUCGUCUGGAACUGGGUCGACCUCGACGUCAAGCGCAUGCAGCCGUGGUUCGAGCUCAGCAGGCCCGACGGCGCGCGGGGCGAGGACUCGCUGCUGCUGGAUUAUCCGGUCGAGUUUCUGGCGUUUGUGCCGCUGAAGGCGGCGAAGAAGAGACACUGGCCGGUGUUUCUGUCGGGAACCAUCAUGAUGCUCGUCUUCUGGGUCAUCACGCCGCUGCAGAGCGCCAUCCUCGGUACCGGUGUCGUGCAUCGGACGAGUCCCAUGACCAUCGUCAACAGGUCAACGCUCUUGCCUCUGGCUGAACAAGCGGACAGGAUAGAUCCCAAGGCCCUGAUGAUUGGAUACUCCAUGGGGUGGCUGAAUGGGACAGCGCCCAAGUUUACAACGCCGGAAUACGCUCUCCUGCCGUUUUAUGUCGACAAUGAUCCUGCACCGAACGGCUCCACCAGGAAUUGGACUGCAACAACAACAAAGCUGACUGCAGAGCUAGACUGUUGGCCCGCAGAGACAUCUUUCCGAUCGAGACAACUGAGCGUGGCUGACUUCUUGAACGGGCAAGGGUGUAACGCCUCCGUCAUUCUCUUUGACGACGAGUAUCGUGUUCAGAUGCAGUUCAUCGGAUACUGGGGGAGCGCCUAUUCGAGUUACUUCCUGGCAGGUCCCGACUGCCCGAACACGACCGAUACUGUCCACCAGUUUCUUCUUCUUUGGACAAGGUCGCCACAGAAGCCGGUACCUGGCCGCGAAUCCAAUAUCACCGCCCUUUAUUGUCAGAGCCAUUACUACAAGCAAGACGUCAGGGUCACCAUCAACUCCCAGACCAAGCUUGCGGAUCCAAAUUCUUUUCAAAAUUUGACUGAGAGGACCGUAUUGACGGAAAAGGAGUUCAACGCGACGGCAUUUGACUACCUUGUGGCCAACGGCAUGGAUCAAGGGGCUGAAGCGAGGGAGAGAGAUGAGCCUUACAAGAUCGUCGUCGAGCAGAGUCCAAGGCUGGAACAUUAUAACCUGACGCAGUUCCCGGAUCCAGCUAUCGGCUACGCGCUAGCUGGCCGGAAUUAUUCCCUGAACGAUUUGGCCGACCCAAAAGCCUUGCACUUGGCGUUUGAUCGCGCCUUGAAAUACUUGUUCUCAGCCACUGUGAGCCGGCUGCUCGUCAACACGACCGACUUUGACGAUCGAAGCGCCACUUCCACCUAUCCCCUAGCCGGCAUCAUUGUCAGCAGACCCUUCUCCGCCGCCGUCGAAGCGCUUCUCGCGGCGUGCGCCAUUCUCACGUUCGUGCUGCUGUGGCUCUGUCGCAAGGAGCCGUGCCAUCUUCGGGCGAACCCAAACUCAAUCUCGCGACUAAACGACAUAUUCCGCAACAGCCACGAGGCUCUGAAUGCAUUCUCCAGGCUCGACAAUGCUGACGGGAAGUCCUUGCACGAGAUUUUCCGGAAUGACAGGUUCAGGCUCACUCGAGCGAAGGGGCACGAGGAUUAUGCCCUGCGCUUGGAGUAUGCGCCGGCCAAUAUCGGCGAGGUAAAAGAAGGAAAGUCUUCAGAACCAUACUACAGUCCGAUACGACCCUUUGCUCUCACGCGUACAAUGGGCUUCAUAUUUCUCUGCAUCAUGGUGGCCGCCCUCGCUGUUAUCAUAGGAUUGAAGUCGGCGGAAUCCUCACGAAACGGACUGGCUCGGCCAUCUCAAUCGUUCGAAGUUCUGCAGCUUCUCGAGAACUACAUCCCCACGGCGUUUGCUACUCUGGUCGAGCCCUUCUGGGUGAUGCUCAAUCGGCUCAUCUGCGUCAUGCAACCCUUCCAGGACCUCUGGGCCGGCAAAGCUCGACCCGCAAAGAGCAUAUACACGACGUACUCAGCCAUCCCCCCGCAACUCACCUUGUGGAGGGCAUUAAAGGCACGGCACUUUGUUCUCGGCUUGGUGUGCUUCACCACCCUGGCCGCGAAUAUGUUGGGAGUCGGUCUGGGCGCCUUGUUCAACGAGAGCCCAACGGCGGUCCGGCACAGCCAAGAAUUCAAGCCCCUGAUAACGUACACGUUUUCAAACGAGUCCAUGGAACAAUGGGACCUCAAGCUGCUAGGUCCUCGCGCGAUGUCGUCGCAGUAUCUCGAUCACUUCACUUUUUCGCUGGCACAUCUGGAGUACGGGACGCCAUUGCCUCCUUGGGUCACUCCCGAAUACUUCUUCCUCCCACAUAGCAUACCCGGAAAUGGCGCGAACCUGUCCACGGAUACAUACACACUGCAGACGCGAGGCAUGGGUGCAAACUUCAACUGCACACCCCUGCCGCCGCUUGAGAUCAACCCUUACGAUCCGGAAAACAAAACCAGUAGCUGCAGCGACCCUCACGCCUGGGCGACCUGGCACAUGCGUGAGCAAAGGUUGUGGAAUGACGUCUCGAACGCAACUGUGGCGACAACAAGGUGCGGUGUUCCGAGCAGAUCCGACAUCCCAAGAGAUUGCUAUGGCCAGUUUGUCAUGGCAUGGGCCCGUUCUCGCAACAAGGACAAGACGGCGGGGACUAUACAUGCCACCUUUGCUGAGUGUCGGCCCGUGUUCGAGACAGCAAUGUUCAAUGUCACCGUCGACGCACAAGGAAACGUCUUGUCGUUCAAUCGAACCGAAGACAUCCAGUCGCACUUGAACUUCAAGAACAAUCAGACCCUCAUCAACCGCCUUGUCCAAACUGCCUCCAGCCUCGUCAACUGCGAUGUAAAGUGGCGCAACGACAGCCUUGCCACGGACUGGAUGUCCUACCUCAUGGCAGAUUUCAUCGGAAACAGGGACUUCAUCACUGCUACGAACCCUCCCCCCGACCCCGCAGCGCUCAUUCCGACGAUGCACCGUGUAUACCGACUGACGUUCAGUCUGCUCCUGGGCCUCGGCCACACCAUCGUGUUCGAUGCCGCCGCCGACGACGAGCCUACUUCCACGGGCUGGAGACACACGCAAGAGACCAAGAUCUUCCUCGACACGGCGCCCCUCAUCAUCACGCUCGUCGUCCUCUCACUCAACGUGGUCGUGGCCGCCCUCUUCUACGCCCGCACCACCGCUUUCGUCCUCCCGCGCAUGCCCACCAGUAUCGGGUCGAUCCUCGCUUACGUUGCCCCGAGUCGCGCUGUCGCGAGCACGAGCCGGGCGGCCCCCCUGCGACAGAGUCGAACGUUCAGCUUUGGACGGUACCGCGGCGUCGAUGGUCUGGUGCACAUUGGCAUUGAGCUAGACCCUCAUGUUGUGCCAAUCGACCCCAACGCCUUGAGGGGCGACGUUGGGCUGGGGUCACGUUUGUGGAGGAGGGUGGCAAGGCGCAAAGGCCGCGGAGGGGGAUUGACCACGUGGUUAUAA